This is a messenger RNA of Malurus melanocephalus (red-backed fairy wren), 883 nucleotides long. RefSeq names its product protein-arginine deiminase type-3-like. Gene Ontology annotation, molecular function: protein-arginine deiminase activity; calcium ion binding. Gene Ontology annotation, cellular component: cytoplasm. The transcript is spliced from 2 exons. Lineage: Eukaryota; Metazoa; Chordata; Aves; Passeriformes; Maluridae. The record is from RefSeq and is a predicted model, not a curated record. Bases 9 to 398 code for a protein of 129 amino acids.
AGGAUGAGAUGAGGGAAUCCUGCUCCAAUCCCCUCUCUCUGCUUCCCCUCCAGGCCAAGUGGACGUGGGGGCCGGAUGGACAAGGGGCUGUGCUGUUGGUCAACUGUGACCGGGACAGCCCCGGUGCGGGGGGCCCGGACAGCGGCCAUGCGGCCAUUCGGAGCCCGGCAGACCUGCAGGACAUGUCGGUGAUGCUGCUGCGGACGCAGGGCCCCAGCGCCGUGUUCRCCCAGUGCCAGGUGCUGCUGCACGUGGCCGAGACGGACGCGGACAAAGUGCGGGUUUUCCACGCCACCCGUGAGUGCUCCCRCCAUCCCCUGUCCUACAGAUCUCUCAGCGACCCCACGGCGGGCAAACCCCACAGGAUCUGCUCAUUGGGGCAGCUCCAUUUCCCCUAAACCCUCAUUUAACCCAAAGCCCGUGGUGGGAAUGUUUGGAAACAAUCAAAGGGAAAAGGCUCCAAAGAGGCUUUUCACAAUGGGGCUGCCGGAAUUUCAGCAUUCCCAAGGAGCGGAAACCCACCGCGGCUGCUGGGAUMCGGGCCAGGAUCCGAGCAGCCGAGCAGCCGCGUCCCAUCGGGCAGCUCCUUUGAACGGCCGCGAUCUCCGGCAGCUCGGUGCCCAGAGCAGCUCAGGGCAGCCGGGGKGUCAUUGGAGCCCCGAGCUGAGCGGGGCCGCGCCCCCGGAGCCGGCCGGACCCGCGGGGACCGAGCCCUGCCCUGCCCGGCCCGGGAGGAGCAGCAGCGGUCCCCAGGGAGGAGGCGGCGGUGCCCGCUCCUCUGCCAGCGCUGACAGCGGCGCCCCCUCCCCUCCUCCUCCUCCUAUGUCCGUCCCGGUAGGCAGCGUGGUCACCCCGGGAAUUCGGGGUUUCUCCAGGCACUGAU